AUGUCCGCUCAACCUGCCACUUUCACCUAUGAUCCCGCCCACAGCGUCCAAUUCGAUGUAUACGUACCAUCGGAUCUUACUUCGUCUGAAGGAGAGAUCAAGUCCUUACCGUUGAUCAUCAAUUGGCACGGAGGAGGCAUGGUCGCUGGAGGUAAAAAAGAUCUUUUCUUCCCUCAAUACUUAGUCGAUAAAUUCAAUGCGAAAGGUGUCAUUUAUAUUUCUGCCAACCACAGAUUACUUUAUCCCUCAUCAACUGCCGAUAUCAUCGAAGAUGUUCAUACUUUAUUCCAAUACAUCUCAUCAGGAUCUAGCGAGUUCGCUUCCUACCUCCACGGUAUCGGCAUCCGGGUUGAUACGACCAAAAUCGGUGUAUCAGGUAUAUCAGGAGGCGUCUAUUCUGCUAGAGCAGCGUCAACUUUAGCGACUGUGUUACCUCGACCCAAAGUAUCUUUGUCACUAUAUGGUAUGGCAGGAAACUUCCUUUUGGAUUUCUGGGUUAAACCCAAUGAUCCAAACGAUUAUUAUAAAGCCCUCGCGCUCGAUCAUGACAAACUUGAAAAACUCGUUAUAGAAAAUGGUGGUGCAGUUGUCAGUGAUGCACCUUUGAAGAUCGAUAUGCAGAAACGUCAAGCUACAGAUGAAUUCAACAGAGUUGGAUUUUUCGUCGAUUGGCAACAUAAAGGUAUUUUACUUGACUAUAUCCUCAACGAACAUGGUUUAUCAAGUAAGAUCAACCAAUUCCCUUUAAUAGAAAGAAUCAACCAUAUUCCGGAAAACAAGAAACAUCUCUUACUCCCCUUGGACAAAGAUACAGUCCCAACUUUCUUCAUUCAUGGAACCAAAGACUUAGUAGUCCCCAUCGAGGAGAGUCAUGCUGCCUACGAAGAGUUGAGACAGUUAGGUGUCCAAGUCGGAAAAGCUUGGGUAGAAGGUGCCGAUCAUGGUUUGUUGGAUCCGUCCAAGCCACCAAACAGGAUUCAAGGUUGGGAAGAAGCCGUUGAUAGUGGAAUCAACUUUGUGAUUGAGCAGUUUGAUAUUUGA
This is a messenger RNA of Kwoniella shivajii, 1041 nucleotides long. RefSeq lists its product as uncharacterized. Gene Ontology annotation, biological process: proteolysis. Lineage: Eukaryota; Fungi; Basidiomycota; Tremellomycetes; Tremellales; Cryptococcaceae. The transcript is spliced from 2 exons. The coding region runs from base 1 to 1041 and encodes 346 amino acids. Gene Ontology annotation, molecular function: serine-type peptidase activity. The record is from RefSeq and is a predicted model, not a curated record.